Messenger RNA from Dovyalis caffra, 231 nucleotides. NCBI's taxonomy places the organism in Eukaryota, Viridiplantae, Streptophyta, Magnoliopsida, Malpighiales, Salicaceae. The record is from the annotation of a GenBank genome assembly.
AUGUCAAAGAGUCAAGUGGGGUGUCUCUUGUUGAUAUUGCUGAGUGUUUCAGCAUUUCACGAUGGAGUUCUAGGAGCAAGAAAUCUGAGAGAGAAACUGGAAGAUAAGGAGAAAACCCAAGAUGGGAAAGAAAGUUCUAAGAUUGAAGAUAAUAAUGGCUAUGUUUCGAAUGUCAAAAGAAGGGUGCCCUCAGGUUCUGACCCCAUACACAACAGUAUAGUUCAAAUAUAG